GCUGACUGCUUCAACUGGCGUGUUUCAUGGCAGUCUCCUCGCAAGUCUUCAGUGUGAGAGCUAGCAGUGAGAUCAGUUCAACCCUCUGAAACUUGACAAACCUGAACAGAAACUUCAAACAAUACUUGGACUGGAAGAAGCAAGAGACGCCAAAAGAAGUUACAUCACUGUGAAGAUCUUUUGAUGUUGCAUAUUGUAUGGAAAAGUUAUCACCUCAACAGCACAUUAAGUGAAUUAAGCCAACUGCUUUUCAGCAAACUUAGCCGUGCUCAGAAAUGGCCACUGGGAAAAUAGAGAAUAGCAUCCAAACAUAAAUAGAGUUUGGAGAGAAGACAUGUUGGCACAGUGUGAUUUAGCUUGGCACAACACUCGCUGCUCUGAUUCUAGUGUACUUAAUUAUGGAAGUUGUUUGGAGGACUGUAACAUGGAUUUUAUGCCUCACGAUGGCUCCCUCAGCAUUCCACAGUCACACAAUUCACUCAAUGAAUUCACAAGAAGAAUUCCUGUCAACUCUUGAACACUAUGAAAUAGCAAUUCCUGUCCGAGUUGACCACAAUGGAGACUUCCUAAGCUAUAAUGUAAAAAGUAGCCAUGAACUGCGAUCAAAGAGAAGCUUACCUGCGUUUCAACAUGAGCCAGUUGAGCAGCAAGUUUAUUACAAAGUAUCUUCACAUGGAUUGCACUUCCUUUUAAACUUGACUUUACACAUUAAUCUGGUAUCAGAUUAUUUUACUGUAGAAUAUUGGAAAAGAGAUGGCUUGGAAUGGAGGCACGAUUAUAUGGAUGAAUGUCAUUAUUUGGGACAUUUAAGUGAUCUCCAGGGAGCCACAAAAGUUGCUUUAAGUAACUGUAAUGGAUUGCAUGGUGUAAUAGCUGAGGAUGAAGAAGAAUACUUCAUAGAGCCCCUCACCACUGUUAAAAUGGCUGAAUUCAAUUACAGUGAAGGAAGCCCCCAUGUAGUUUAUAAGCGAUCUUCUCUUCCAAACCAACAUCGGCACCUUGACGCAACAUGUGGAGUUUCAGAUGAGAAACCAGGGAAAGGAAGAUCUUCAUGGCUGAGGAAUUUCCAGACUUCAGCAGUGACUCUUGCGCCUAAUAAGACUCUGAGGAAUCAGCUACAAUUGAAAAGAUCAGUCAGUCAAGAACAUUAUGUAGAAACCUUAGUAGUAGCAGAUAAGAUGAUGGUUGGAUACCAUGGACGAAGAGACAUCGAGCAGUAUAUUCUCUCUGUCAUGAAUAUUGUUGCCAAACUUUUGCAAGACUCCAGUAUAGGAAACAUUGUGAAUGUGGUAGUAACUCGACUCAUCUUGCUUACCGAUGACCAGCCAAACUUGGAAAUAAAUCAUCAUGCUGGUAAAUCACUUGAUAGUUUUUGUAAGUGGCAGAAAUCUAUUCUUUCCCGCAAUGGUAAUGGAAAUGCAAUCCCUGACAAUGGAAUCGCUCACCAUGAUAAUGCUGUGCUUCUCACCAGGUAUGACAUUUGCAUCUACAAGAACAAACCCUGUGGAACUCUAGGUUUAGCUCCAGUGGGUGGCAUGUGUGAACCAGAAAGAAGCUGCAGUAUCAAUGAAGACAUAGGCCUGGCAACUGCAUUUACAAUCGCUCAUGAAAUUGGUCACAACUUUGGUAUGAAUCACGAUGGAGUUGGAAACUCCUGUGGUCCAAGAGGUCAGGAAACAGCAAAGCUGAUGGCUGCUCAUAUCACUGUGAAAACGAAUCCUUUCAUCUGGUCAACGUGCAGCAGGGAUUACAUCACCAGCUUUUUGGAUUCAGGACAUGGUAGAUGUCUCAUCAAUGCACCCCCAAAACAGGAGUUCUUUUAUCCAACUGUGGCCCCCGGUCAGGUGUAUGAUGCUGAUGAACAGUGCCGUUUCCAAUAUGGAGUCAAAUCACGCCAGUGUAAAUAUGGGGAGGUAUGCAGUGAGUUGUGGUGUCUUAGUAAAAGCAACCGUUGUAUUACAAACAGCAUUCCUGCUGCUGAGGGAACAGUAUGCCAAUCAAAUACCAUUGAAAAGGGGUGGUGCUAUAAAAGAGACUGUGUCCCAUUCGGCACUAGACCAGAGGGAGUGGAUGGGGCCUGGGGACCCUGGUCAUCAUGGGGAGAGUGCAGCAGGACAUGUGGAGGAGGAGUGUCAUACUCUGGCAGGCAAUGUGACAGUCCAAGACCAACUAUUGGUGGGCGAUACUGUCUUGGAGAGAGGAAGCGCUUUCGAUCAUGUAACAUUGAUGACUGUCCACCAGGGUCUCAGGACUUCAGGGAAAAGCAGUGUGCAGAAUUUAACAAAAUAGCAUUUCGUGGGAAGUAUUACGACUGGAAGCCAUAUAAUGGAGGUGGUGUGAAGCCCUGUGCUUUGAACUGUCUAGCCGUAGGCUUCAAUUUUUACACUGAACGUGCUUCAGCUGUGGUGGAUGGAACUUUGUGUCGUAUGGACUCACUUGACAUAUGUGUCAAUGGAGAAUGUAAGCAUGUGGGCUGCGAUCAUACCUUGGGUUCAGAUGUAAAGGAGGAUCGCUGUCGAGUCUGUGGCGGUGAUGGGAGCACUUGUGAAACCAUAGAAGGAAUUUUUAAUAGCUCCAGUCCUCAGGGGGGUUAUGUAGAAAUUAUCCAGAUUCCUAGAGGCUCAGUACACAUUGAAAUUAAAGAACUAAAUGUAUCCCAGAAUUACCUUGCACUGAAGUCUGAUGGUGAAGAAUACUUUAUUAAUGGUGGCUGGUCCAUAGAUACACCACAGCGGUUUGACAUUGCUGGAACUGCUUUCCACUAUAAGAGGCCCGAUGAUGAGCCAGAGUGUCUAGAAGCAUUGGGACCUACCAAUGCAAGUCUCUUUCUUAUGGUGCUGGUACAAGAGGAAAAUCAGAGUAUUCAUUACAAGUUUAAUGCACCCAUCACACACACAGUCAGUGGUGACACACAGGCAAGCUAUGAAUGGCAAUAUUUUCCAUGGUCCAAGUGCACUGCAAUAUGUGCAGGAGGUAUUCAGGCACAGGCUGUUGUGUGCAAGAAAUUGGAUGAUAAUUCUGUUGUUUCUGCCCAUUACUGUAACAGUGAAAACAAGCUUCCAGAAAAACAACGUGCUUGCAACACUGAGCCAUGUACAUCAGUCUGGAUUGUAGGUGACUGGACUGAGUGUAGUCGGACCUGUAAUGGUGGGCUUCGCACUCGGGAUGUCGUAUGUGUCCAAAAAGUCACUGCUUCUGAACAAAAAGUACUGGAUGAUAGUUACUGUAUCAGUGGACGCCCCUUGAUAAAGGAAAGCUGCAAUAACCACACCUGUCCACCUGAAUGGGUUCCUCUUGAUUGGUCUGAGUGCACACCAAGUUGUGGAAUAGGUAAUCGACAUCGUAUUGUACUUUGCAAGAACAGUGAUUACACCGUGACAUAUCCAGCUUCCCACUGCCCUGCGGAAUCCAAACCUCCCACCCGCAUACGAUGUACUUCACAGCGAUGUCCACUCCCUCGCUGGGUAGCGGGAGAAUGGAGCCCGUGUUCUGUGCAGUGUGGCCUGGGUCAGCAGAUGCGAGUGGUUCAGUGUUUAACAUACAUUGGUCAGCCAUCUAUGGAAUGUCCAGAAUCUCUUAGGCCUGCAGCCAUGCAGCAGUGUGAGAGCAGAUGUGAAGCUCUUCCCACUGAGAAUCCAGAAGAAUGCAGGGAUGUGAAUAAAGUGGCUUACUGCCCACUGGUGCUAAAAUUUAAAUUCUGCAGUCGGCCCUACUUCAGACAGAUGUGUUGUAAAACUUGCCAAGGACAUUGACCUUCAAGAACAGCUUCAACUGAGCAAAAUAUUUGAACGGAGUCGGACUGCAAUGUGGACCAAAUGUUGAUACGUUGUAUUCAUUAAAAAUGGAGAUAGGAGAAGAAAAGAUGUUAACAAGCUAAUAACAUGAACCAACAAGCUCCACUCGUAACAUGGCAAGUCUGACCUACAACAGUCAUCUCAUCGGUAUGUCAUAAAACAAUCAGCAGUGACCAUGAUUUAUAUACGUUGCUGAAUUCAUGGACUCCAUCAUUUGAGUCAACCUUAAACAUCAAAUAUUGGCUGCAGACAGCACCACAGUACAUUAUUAAUGCUCAAAACUACAAGCAAUGCUAUUGACCAGUUCUUUUUUGAAUUUGUAGGGUUUUUUUUAACAGUUCCAUCAUCUUGAACAAGAGCCAAUUCCCCAGUAUUAUGGAUGACAGCAUAGCUAUAUUAUGAAAGUGCUGUUUAGCUGUUAACUUGUUCACAGAGAGAAUAUUUAACAAAUUUUGUAACAGUGUAUUAAUAAUGGAUUUUGUGAAGGGUAUAAAUGAUCUCCAUUCUUAAUCCAUAGAUGUGCUAUGUGCUGCAAGGAUUUGCCAAAAAAAGCUACAGCAUUAUAACCCCCCAGUGAGCCUUGGGUGCUGUCCAUUUGCUUUCUGUACUUUUGAUGUUUUCUCGUAUCUCCACCAGUGAAUUAAGCUGACUUUUCAAUACUGGACUGUUUAAUCUAGACAGUGGUUAUUUUUAUUCUGGGUUGCACUGCUGAAACAGUCAUAAAUAAAACAUUUAAUAUA
Molecule: messenger RNA, 4534 nt
Organism: Carcharodon carcharias (great white shark)
Lineage: Eukaryota; Metazoa; Chordata; Chondrichthyes; Lamniformes; Lamnidae
Gene: adamts10
Product: ADAM metallopeptidase with thrombospondin type 1 motif, 10
Exons: 25
Coding region: 399-3752 (1117 amino acids)
Biological process (GO): proteolysis; extracellular matrix organization
Cellular component (GO): extracellular matrix
Molecular function (GO): metalloendopeptidase activity
Source: RefSeq, a predicted model, not a curated record